GCUCGAAAGUCGAACCUUCGAACAGCUCGUCGGCGUCGGAGGGCCCGGGGCCCCGGCGGACGGCGACCGGCACCCUGCGCCGAGGGAGGAACCCGAGGGCAUCCGAGCCGCCGGCUGUCCAGACUCAGGGAAGAGACCGAGAGAGAGGCGCUGGCAGUUGAAGAAACAGGUUUAGAAAAAGACUUCACAAGCUGGAUGUGGUGGCUCACACCUUUAAUCCCAGCACUCGGGAGGCAGAGGUAGGAGGAUUGCUGAGAGUUCGAGGCCACCCUGAGACUCCAUAGUGAAUUCCAGGUCAGCCUGGGCUAAAGACCCUACCUUGAAAAACCAAAAUAAAAGAAGACUUCACAAAAGAUCACAUAGCCACAAAAUGAACAGUGACCACUGAGAGAGUCUUGAAGGAAGUCUGAAGUGAGGGGCUACAUCCAUGUCCUGUUAUCUUGGCCAGCGAGGAGGAGUCGAUGGGAUGUUUGAGAGGAGAGCUGUAUAAAGAGAAGAGUGCUGCAAAUGGCUUCAGAACUCGUGGGUGGGAAACAAGCCAGGAACCAUGUCUCAAAGGGGAAGCGGCAACACCAGCCACUGAAGAGCAGAGCUUCCGUUAGCGACUGUGAUGGGGACGACUCCUUCAUCUUUGAAGCAAAUGAAGCUUGGAGAGAUUUUCAUAGUUCUCUUCUUCGAUUUUAUGAAAAUGGAGAACUCUGUGACGUCACUCUAAAGGUUGGCUCAAAACUAAUCUCUUGUCACAAAUUGGUAUUGGCGUGUGUGAUUCCCUACUUCAGAGCCAUGUUUCUUUCUGAAAUGGCUGAAGCCAAGCAAACGCUGAUUGAGAUUAGAGAUUUUGAUGGUGAUGCAAUUGAAGACUUGGUGAAGUUUGUCUAUUCUUCACGACUCACUUUGACGGUUGACAACGUCCAGCCUCUCUUAUAUGCAGCCUGUAUUCUUCAGGUUGAACUGGUGGCCAGAGCUUGUUGUGAAUACAUGAAGUUACAUUUUCAUCCUUCCAAUUGCCUGGCAGUCAGAGCCUUUGCCGAGAGCCACAAUCGAAUAGACCUGAUGGACAUGGCCGAUCAGUAUGCCUGUGAACACUUUACUGAAGUAGUGGAGUGUGAAGACUUUGUAAGUGUGUCACCUCAGCACCUUCAUAAGCUUUUGUCCUCCAGUGAUCUAAAUAUUGAAAGCGAAAAGCAGGUCUAUAGCGCUGCCAUCAAAUGGCUUCUUGCCAAUCCUCAGCAUCAUUCCAAAUGGCUGGAUGAAACACUUGCGCAGGUUCGUCUGCCACUAUUGCCAGUUGAUUUUCUUAUGGGUGUUGUGGCAAAAGAACAGAUUGUCAAGCAAAAUCUAAAAUGUAGAGACUUACUGGAUGAAGCAAGAAAUUACCACCUUCAUUUGAGUAGCAAAGCAGUACCUGACUUUGAAUACUCUGUUCGGACUACGCCAAGGAAGCAGACUGCUGGUGUGCUGUUCUGUGUAGGAGGCCGGGGUGGAUCUGGUGACCCCUUUCGUAGUAUUGAAUGCUAUUCUAUCAACAAAAACAGUUGGUUCUUUGGACCAGAAAUGAAUAGCCGAAGGCGACAUGUGGGUGUAAUCUCUGUGGAAGGUAAAGUGUAUGCAGUAGGUGGACAUGAUGGAAACGAACAUCUGGGAAGCAUGGAGAUGUUUGAUCCUCUCACUAAUAAGUGGAUGAUGAAGGCAUCCAUGAAUACUAAGAGGCGAGGAAUUGCCUUGGCCUCCUUAGGAGGCCCAAUUUAUGCAAUUGGAGGGUUAGAUGACAAUACCUGCUUCAGUGAUGUGGAGAGAUAUGACAUAGAAUCUGACCAGUGGAGUGUAGUAGCACCGAUGAAUACCCCCCGUGGAGGAGUUGGCUCUGUGGCUUUAGUAAACCAUGUUUAUGCAGUGGGGGGCAAUGACGGAGUUGCUUCUUUAUCCAGCGUGGAGAGGUAUGACCCACAUCUGGAUAAGUGGAUAGAAGUUAAAGAAAUGGGUCAGCGAAGAGCAGGCAAUGGAGUUAGUGAGCUUCAUGGUUGUUUAUAUGUUGUUGGUGGUUUUGAUGAUAAUUCUCCUCUGAGUUCAGUUGAACGGUAUGACCCCCGAAACAACAAGUGGGAUUAUGUGGCGUCACUUACCACUCCCAGGGGCGGAGUGGGGAUUGCAACGGUGAUGGGCAAAAUCUUUGCAGUUGGUGGUCAUAAUGGCAAUGCUUACUUAAAUACAGUAGAAGCAUUUGACCCCGUUCUCAAUAAAUGGGAGCUUGUUGGAUCCGUGUCUCACUGCAGAGCUGGAGCAGGUGUGGCGGUGUGUGCCUGCUUAACCAGCCAAAUUCGAGACGUAGGUCAUGGAUCCAGUAACGUGGUUGACUGUAUGUGACUUGAGUUCCAGCCACCCUCAGUCACGUCUGAUAGAAAAGACAAGACAUUUUGAGAUGACCCCAUUGGACUGUAACUACAGCUGCUGGCCUACUGAAAUGUUAAUUGCUGUAUUGUGACUAAGUACAACUUUUGGCAUGAUAGCUAAAAAAUUAUUAGUCAUAAAGUUGAAUUUGAUAUUUGCUGUUUUAGCAAAUAAUGGAGUAGGGAAGGAUGGCAAUCUAAAUUGAAAUCAUAUCUACUCUAAAAAAUGUUAAAAUUGUGCCCAAAACCUUGAAAUGUUUGUUUAUAUUGAUGAAUUAAAAAUGUAAUCUGUCAAGUUUUACUUUUUCUUUUGCUUAAAGAUAGUAACAAGGCAGUAGAUUUUUCCUGGAGAGGAGGCUAGAGCCUGUUCAGUAACAAGAGGACACAUUUUCAGGAGCAUUUCUUCUUGGUGCCGAUGAAUUAUAUCUUGCUUUUUUCUCUGGGUGUUACAUUUUUCAAUUUCAUGGAUACUAGCAGAAGUAGGAAGGAUGUUUUUGUCUUUGUUGAACAUAUUUCUUAGGGGAGUGCUCCAGGAAAGCUUUCUGUCUCCCUUAUAAUUGCUAGGACAGUAAGACUGACUCAGUGGUACUCAUUCCAUCGGAACCAAGUACUGCUUGGUGGUGUUUUUCCAUCUCAUUUAGAUUUCAUAUUAUUACUCCAGUAUCUAGUUGAGAGACUUUGAGAAGGACUGGUAUGGGAAGUCUGAAAACACUUUUUGUUCUUUGACUUAAUCGCUUCAUUUUGAACCCAGGAUCUGUUUGCAUCCUAUUUGGUAUUCAUCACCAUCCUGGUUUUUCCAAUUGCACAGAUCUAGAUUUAUUUAUUAUCAGGAAUUGAAAGCAUUUUUUCCAAAAGCCCUUAGUAGUAGACUAAUUUGAUGAUUAGUCCAAGUUUAUUAGUAACCAGUAAAACAUGCUGUUGCUAAAAAUAGAUAAAGUUUGGAACUACUAGUUUUUGCAUUGUUUGAUAUUCUAUAGUGUGUUUAUUGAAAUACAACUGAAUAUGGCUACAGAUCAUUUUGUAGCCCAGGAUAUUGAUAAACCUAAUGGUACCAUAGCUCUUCAUUAUUUUAACUAAUAUAUAAAACACCCGAUUCAAUAUAUAUGAUGAAUAUUUAUUAAGAACAUUAAAACAUUCUAUUUUAUAUUUGCAGAAGUGUUUGCCACCUCUCUUCCAGGCCUUCCUAAACUCCUUUAGUCAUGCUUUUGAAUUUAUUUUUAUUUCCUAUUGGUCAGUUGUCUGAUUCACAGUGAAGAUGGGACAAUGAAACCCCAUCCAAUCACUUCUGAAUUUCAUUAAUUCAACAAAUAGUAUGCUGGAUUUGUUGGUAACACAGGCUGCAAUACCACAUCCUAAAAGUCAGUGUCAGCUGGGCGCGGUGGCACAUGCCUUAAAUCUCAGCACUUGGGAGACAAAGGUAAAAGGCUCACCAUGAAUUGGAGGCCACCUUGCAACUACAUAGUGAAUUCCACCCUACUUCAAAAAACAAAACAAAAAAGUGUCUACUGGACAUGUCAAUAAAUAAAUAAAAAGAUUUAAAAUAAUUGAAAGCUCAAAUUGGCAGAUGAAUAUCUUUCAUGAAGUAAAUUUAAAAGUUCCCAGAAGAGCCGGGCAUGGUGGCACACGUCUUUAGUCCCAGCCCUCGGGAGGCAGAGGUAGGUGGAUCGUCGUGAGUUCGAGGCCAUCCUGAGACUGCAUAGUGAAUUCCAGGUCAGCCUGGGCUAGAGUGAGACCGUACCUUGAAAAACCAACCAAACAAACAAACAGUUCUUACUUGAGGUUUUUCCUGUUGUCAAGCCUUUGCAUGUGUUCCUAAGUCAUUGAGGAUCCAGUGCUCUCUAGCGCUACUGUAACUCACUAUGUCACAACCGGCCCGCAGAGCAGCUCCACCUGGCUGAAUGUAAUGGCUCCAGACCUGGCUUCAGCUGUGUAUUUCUUGUGUCUGCUUGAGUUCUUGUAUUAUAAUGUUUGUCUGGCUAUGUUCGCUGGGAGGCAUGUUGUAUUUUAUUUUCAAUGCUAAUGAUCUUAUUUAAUUCUUAAAAUAUUUUUCUUUAAUAUAUUUCUGCCUCUGUUGUAUAUAGCGUUUGGGUGUAUUUCACUUCUGAUUUUACUGUGUAGUGGUCAUCUAAUAUCCUAAGUUGUACCUAUGCUACCUAUAAAAUGUAAAAUACUCACAAAAGAAGUAGCAUGAAAUGAAGGGAACACAUGUCUGUGACAUUCUACAUGGGCAGUCAGAGGCAAAACCUUAAAGGUCUUGACACAGGAGAAAUGAAGAGCAGAGUCAAUAGGUAGUCUCUACUGGACGAAACUGAGAAUCAGGUUGAAGGCUGGAAGCCGGUGAAAGAUCAGUAUAUUCAUAGGAGUACAGGGACGACAUGCUCAGAGAUGACUGCUUUAUUGUGAGGCCUGUCGCUCUGACCUCAGAUGCUCACCUACCAAAAGUGAUAUAAAAUAGAGCUAAUACUAAAAUUAUAAAUAGAAAAAAAGUGAAAACCUUUUUUUUCUUUUUGUUGUUUUUUGAGAUGGAGUCUUCCUAUGUUGCCUAGGCUGACCUCAUGGGCUUAAGGUAAUCCUUCUGCCUCAACCUUUCACAAAGCUGGAACUAGAGAUCCAUGCAGCUGACCCCAACCAUGUGUGUUAGAUCUUCAAGAAGCAGUUGUAGGGCCGCGAUGUGACCUGGUUGGUGGAGUGCUUACCUAGUACACACAAGGCCCUGGGUUCCAUCCGGGGUACCACGGAAGCCAGCUCAGAGGAAGUGAAGGAGGAGCAGGAGGUGAAGACCAUAUUUGGCAACACAGUGAGUUUGAGGCUAGCCUGGGAGUCUCAGCAAAAACAAGAAAGUUGUUUCUGGAGUCUGUGUGUGAUUCUCCCACUUAGUUGGUAAAGCACCACUUUCCUGUACCAGCCCAAAACAUUCAACUUGACUCUCACUGUGUUCAUAUGCAACUAGUGCAUUAUUGUUUAAGUGUUUGAAUAAACUGUGUACUCCCUCUAAGGGUUAUUAUUCAUUUCCCUAAUUCUCAAGUGAACCUUGAACUCAAAUGCAGUUAAAUGCCUAGAUAAAAGAUUGUUGAAAUUGCAUAGAAUUACAAAAACCUUUAUAAAUGAUAAAAUUGA
Jaculus jaculus (lesser Egyptian jerboa) is the source of this 5504-nucleotide messenger RNA. It is a transcript of the gene Klhl8, whose product is annotated as kelch like family member 8. The record is from RefSeq and is a predicted model, not a curated record. The coding region runs from base 508 to 2364 and encodes 618 amino acids. The transcript has 11 exons. NCBI's taxonomy places the organism in Eukaryota, Metazoa, Chordata, Mammalia, Rodentia, Dipodidae. Gene Ontology annotation, molecular function: protein binding.